CCGGCAACAUAGUGUGAAUUAGGUUUAGUUGAAGCAGACAACCAUGUCAGUGAGGCCUCCGACUUGGAAACGUUUAAUAAAAUGAAAAUGCACUGCAGGAGUAAAGAGCGAUGAGGUUGCAGAAUGUAGAAGAAACAUGAGAAUAGUACAAGCAAAAAUUUGGAAACAAUGAUGGAAAGUGAAAUUUUACCCCAUGAUACAACUGUAUUUUUGGCAAAAUCAGAAGAGGACAUCAUGGAAUAUUCUGUGGAGCGGGGAGUAUCUGACAAAAUGCAUGUUAUCACGUUGCAGGUAGUCAACAUGAAUGAACACAUCCAGCCCAGCCUAAGUGAGGUCAACGUGAUGACAAUGAACCAACAAGGAGUUGAAAUGAUUCCAAGUGAGCUGAGGCAGGCCUUGAGUAGUGAGGGUGAAAUCAUGCACACUCUUCCACUCCCUGAAGGAGUGCAGGUUUUUAAGGUAGGGCCAAAUGGAGAGAUGCAGUAUAUUGAGAGAAUGGAACUGGAUGCAGCCCAUACUCCAGAAGAAUACAUAGGCACAGUGAUAGAACAAUACCACAAUCCACUUGUCAAGAAAGAGAAAAAGAGUCUGCAGUGCGAUAUACAAAUUGGGAAUAAUACAGAUGUGACCAUUCAUCAUUGUAGAGACAGACAACUGGAGGGACUACAGUCGGGUGUAGCUGUUGAAAAAACAACUAGUUCUGCUGUUACGGCUGGAUUUAACAAAACUAAAAAGCAAGAUAUUAAGAAGACAUUUCAGUGUAAAUUAUGUUCACGCACUUUUACACAACGGUCUAAUCUAGACCGUCAUAUGAGAAGCCAUUCAGAUGAGCGUCCACACAGAUGUCAUCUUUGUGAAAAGGCAUUCCGAACUGUCACCCUCCUGCAAAACCAUAUCAACACUCAUACAGGUACAAGACCACACAAAUGCCCUGACUGUGCAAUGGCAUUUGUUACAAGUGGGGAGGUGGUGCGACACAGACGUUACAAGCAUACCCAUGAGAAACCCUUCAAAUGCUCAAUCUGCGAUUAUGCUAGUGUUGAGGUAAGUAAACUGAAGCGACACAUCCGUUCUCACACCGGGGAGCGUCCUUUCCCAUGCACAUUUUGCAGCUAUGCUAGCAGAGAUACAUACAAACUGAAGCGACAUAUGAGAACUCACUCAGGGGAGAAGCCUUACAAGUGCCAUGUGUGCGAGGCUAAUUUUACACAGAGCGGGACGAUGAAAAUGCACAUCCGACAGAAGCACACAGACAAUGUGCCCAAAUACCACUGUCCUCACUGUGAUGCCAUCAUUGCAAGAAAAAGUGACUUGGGUGUCCAUUUACGAAAGCAGCAUUCCUUCACAAGCUUAAGCAUGAAGUGUCGUUACUGUGAUGCUACAUUCCAUGAACGCUAUGCACUCAUCCAACACCAAAAGACCCACAGGAAUGAGAAACGUUUCAAGUGUGACCAGUGUGAUUAUGCAUGUAAACAGAAACGUCACAUGAUAAUGCAUAAACGUAUCCACACUGGGGAAAAGCCAUUCAGUUGCUCCCACUGCGAUAUGCACUUCAGACAGAAGCAGCUCCUGGAUUUGCAUUUCAAGAAGCAUCAUGACCCGAGUUUCAUCCCAGAAGCAUACAUUUGCUCCCAAUGUUGUAAGAGCUUUUCUCGUAAGGACAAGAUCAUAUUGUUCUAUGAAAACCAGUCUUCAACUACAGUUGUUCAAUGA
Messenger RNA from Hemiscyllium ocellatum (epaulette shark), 1713 nucleotides. RefSeq names its product transcriptional repressor CTCF-like. NCBI's taxonomy places the organism in Eukaryota, Metazoa, Chordata, Chondrichthyes, Orectolobiformes, Hemiscylliidae. Bases 169 to 1713 code for a protein of 514 amino acids. Gene Ontology annotation, cellular component: nucleus. The transcript has 10 exons. The record is from RefSeq and is a predicted model, not a curated record. Gene Ontology annotation, biological process: regulation of transcription by RNA polymerase II. Gene Ontology annotation, molecular function: RNA polymerase II cis-regulatory region sequence-specific DNA binding; DNA-binding transcription activator activity, RNA polymerase II-specific.